This is a messenger RNA of Elephantulus edwardii (Cape elephant shrew), 3132 nucleotides long. RefSeq names its product chromosome unknown open reading frame, human C16orf96 (gene CUNH16orf96). The coding region runs from base 1 to 3132 and encodes 1043 amino acids. Lineage: Eukaryota; Metazoa; Chordata; Mammalia; Macroscelidea; Macroscelididae. The transcript has 17 exons. The record is from RefSeq and is a predicted model, not a curated record.
AUGAGUUUCUCCCUCACAUUUAGGGAGCUGGUGAAUAUUGCCAUCCCGACGCAAGGGGUGGUCAACUUCCAGGCACUACACAUGCUGCUGCAUGGCAUCCUGGAGCACAUCAACAUGACCGACCUGAAGAAGGUGUUCUCGGGGAAGGAGGAGGAGGACUUCCUUCAGGCCCCUCUGGGGAUGUUCACACUCCCAGAAGGGGUUGCCCAGCCCACUCCAACUCCCAACAACAGGAUCCAUGACAUGUUUGAUCACAUGGUGAGCCGCAUUGACAAGAUGGAGAGUCAGCUGGCAGAUCUGAGCGACAUAUCUGCAACCUUGCAGCUAUCAGAGAUCAGCCAGGGGAACAGGAAGCCCGUCCAGGAUGUGUGGACCCUUAUUAAGCUCCGGAAGAUGGUUGAGGCCAAUGAAGAAGCCACCAGCAAGGUAAUGCAUAUCUUGCAGGAACUGCUCAGUGACCUCACCUCAGUCAAGGUCACCACCAACACCCUCAAGGAGGAGGUGGGAAAACUGAAGGACCAGAUAGAGAAGAUAAACUUGGAUAAAUUUGAAGCUUUCUUCGAAGAUGUCAAAAGACAGAAUCGUAAGCUGACUGCUGUGCAACGGGAACUGACUACUCUCCAGAACAAACUCAGCACCUUCCCCAAGGUCGAAGACUUGGUGCUUUGGAGCAGCCUCCAUGAGGCCAUAUUCUCUGGGGGCAUGCCGAGAAGGCCAGUGCUCAAGCCAGACCUGCAGCCUGACUUGCUGUUAGAGGACACCAGGCUGUUACCAGAGACCACCAUGCCACAGUCAGGGGGGUACAUCGAAGCAGUCGCAGGCAUCCAAUCUUCUGAGCCCACCCAGGGCACAGAGCCUGCACACACUAUGUGGGACUAUGAGUUCCCAGAGAUAAUCUAUGAACAGCAGUUUGCACAGACUGCCUUCAGGCCCCCACCACCUGCCAGGAAGAUGGGCUCAGCCUGGCCCCAGGCACUCCAGCCUCACAAGCCUCACCACACCAAGGUCCCUCAUCUCCAAGUUGUCUUGGAAAAGGGAGAAGAGCUGAACACUUCUGAAUUAGUGGUGCCUCACGAACCGCCCCCUGAGGAUGGGCCCUCAAGGGAAGCAUCAUCCAAGGAAGUGCCUGCUCUAGAAGUGACCCCCCUGGAAGUGGCCUCCCUGGAAGUCCCCCCCCUGGAAGUGCCCCCCCUGGAAGUACUCCCCCUCAAAGUACUCCCCCUGGAAGUACUCCCCAUGGAAGUGCCCCUCAAAGAGGCACCCUCAAAGGAAGUACCUGCCCCAGAAGUACCCCUCAAGGAAAUACCCUCCAAAGAAGUGCCUACCCUAGAAGUGCCCAAUAAAGUACCCUCCAAGGAAGUGCCCCAUAAACAAGUGUCCCCCAAGGCACGCCAGUCUGCCCUUCAUCGUUUCAAGACCACAGCUGCCAUUGCUGCUGCAGCUGCAGCUGCCUAUGCUGCUGCGGCUAGCUCUGCAGCCCGUGCAGCAAAGGCCGCUGCCCAGGUGGUAAAGGAUGCCCCAGCCACCAACCUGGCCAACCUGGCCACAACUGUGGCUUCCUCUGGGGUUUUAGGGGUACUUGCAGAGGAUCUAGGUGCUGGGACUGCCCGAGGAGCCACCAACGAAGUCAUCUUCAAAGAAGGCGUGGACCUAGAAGAUGACUAUGCUCCCACUCCCUUAUCUUCUCCUGAUGCCAGCACACUUGCAGCUGGGACUCAUACGUCAGUUCCAGCUUCACAGACCAUGAACCCUGAAGAGAAGAAGGAGGCAGUGAGGCAUUCCAUGAGCUACAUAGCCACACUGCCUGCCAGCCAUGAAUCCAUGAAGGAAGAGUUAGCAAGGCUGUCCACUAAGCUGCAGCAACGCCUCAACUACCUAGUUAAUAUUGAUGCAAAGUCCAAGUUUGGAAACACUCUGGAAAUACUGCAGGAGAAAAUUGGCAGCCUCCAGAAGUUCAAGAUGAAGGAGGAGGAACUUGAACAAGUUUGGGGUGGCCAAAUCCAGAUGUUAAAGGACCACUACAUCUUACUGGACAGGACUGUGGAGAAGCUCCAGAUUCGCUUGGAUGAGUACAAGACUCUCCAGGCUCAAAUUAAAAACCUAGAAAUUAACAAGGUGGAUAAAAUCAAUAUGGAACAAGAGUUGAAAGAGAAAGCUGACAGAAGUAUCUUGGCAAGUAAGGCCAGCCGGGCUGACCUGGAGACAGUGGUGAUGGAAUUGAAUGAUAUGAUGCAUAGCCUUAUGCUCAAGGUCACCAACUAUGAGGAAGACUGGAAGAAGUCCUUUGAGCACCUGAACAAAGACAUGAGCAAGCUGAUCCACAGUAACCUGGAUAACUUGAAGUUAGAAAUGGAAGAUGUUUGGAAAAUAGUCAGGAGACUGCUGAUCGAGGGCCUCCGCUUUAACCCAGACAGUGCUGCUGGCUUCAGGAAGAAGCUAUUUGAGCGAGUUAAGUGCAUCUCCUGUGACCGCCCGGUGGAGAUGAUGACUGGCCCACAUCUCAUCACCAUCCGAAAAGCCCAACUGCUAUCACGCCUCCAGCCAUCCAGUCCCAACAGCUACGAGUACCAGCAGCAGCCCCAGCAGAUAAGGGAACAGCAGAACAUGCAGCUCCAGGGCCUGGUGGACCCUGAGGGAAACAUGCACUCCGUGGGCUUCCAGCAGGAGUGGGGUGAUGCCCCCCGGAACAACAGCAACCUCAAGUUUAACCCCUACAGCUUAUCAACAAUCUAUCCCUAUGGAGACCCCCAGCUGCUGGACUAUGACACGGCGGAGGUGGACAUCCUGGGUGUGGACGGGAUCCUAUACAAGGGCCGCAUGAACAACCCGAAGGAGGUGUGGCCCACCUUCCCCUCAGACAAAGAGCUGGCAGCUGUGAAGGUUCCUCGGCCCCCAUCCCAGAACCUGUAUGACCCAGCUCAUACCACUCUGUACAGCCAGACAAGUGCAUCCAGCACCAUCUACUCAGGGCCCCUGCGGGCAGCACCACCCAGGCCACCUUCUCUGCCACCCAUGCCACCACCGAUCCCAAGGGAUGCCCACCAGGCACCAGGGGCCCCUAGACACCAAAAAACACAGCGCUUCGAGUCCAGAACCAACACCCUUCUCAAGGAGGAACACUUGAAGCCGUGA